Molecule: messenger RNA, 1911 nt
Organism: Maylandia zebra (zebra mbuna)
Lineage: Eukaryota; Metazoa; Chordata; Actinopteri; Cichliformes; Cichlidae
Source: RefSeq, a predicted model, not a curated record
AUGAGUGCACCAAGUAGAGAAAAAUCAACCGAGAGAACGGAAGAGAACACAGAUGACAGCUCGAAUGCCGAAGAGAUUGUCGAAAGGAAGGGCCGGAAAAGUUCCGUAGUGUGGAGAUAUUUCGGCUAUUUGAAGUCUGACAAAAAACAGAGUAGCACGCACUGUAAGUUGUGCCGACAGCAUGUUCCCACCAAGACUGGAAAUACAACUAACCUGUUUCAUCACCUGAAGCAGUGCCACCCACAAGAGCACGCUCAAUCUCUGACUGAAAGUGCUAAUUUGUCAUCGAAAACAACCGGGGGAAUCCCUGCGAAGCAGCAACAGUCAAUUGAGUCGGCUUUCUCCAGCGUCUUACCAUAUGACAAAAAAGCUAAGAGACAUAGCGACAUAACGAAUGCCAUAGCCUACUGUCUUGCUAAAGACAUGCUACCAAUAAACACGGUCGAAAAUGAAGGAUUCAAGCAGCUAAUUAAGGUACUGGAUCCUCGUUACCAACUCCCUGGACGUAAACAUUUCUCUCAGAUAGCGCUUCCAAUGCUAUAUAGAGAGUGCCGUGAGGCUGUUGAGAAGGAGCUACAAACUGUAUCGUUCUUCGCUACUACAUCCGACAUGUGGUCAAGUCGCACGUCAGAACCUUACCUUAGCCUUACUGCCCACUAUAUCGACCAAGACUGGAAUCUGAAAAGCAAAUGUCUUCAAGCUGCCUACCUUCCCGACGACCACACGGGUGAAGUAAUUGCAUUAGGACUGUCAGAAGCGCUUGCAUCCUGGGGACUGAGUGAAGACAAACAAGUCUGCAUCACAACCGAUAGUGGGACAAAUAUAGUGAAGGCCACAUCCCUGAAUAACUGGACCCGGCUGCAGUGCUUCGGACAUCGACUUCACUCAGCUAUCGAAAAAGCCGGCAAAGACAAGAGGAUGGAGCGAGCUGUGGCCGUGUGUAAGAGAGUGGUGGCCACCUUCAGUUUCUCUUGGAAGAAGAAAAGGGAAUUGGCUGCUGCUCAGGAGGAGCUUCACCUACCCCAGCACAAGUUAGUGACAGAGUCGCCCACCAGGUGGGGCUCACGCCAAAAAAUGGUUGGGAGGGUUCUGGAGCAACAUAAAGCUAUCUCUCAGGUCCUCAGUGCAGAUAAGAAGACCAGGCACUUGGUUCCUUCCUGGCAAGAUCUAGAUGUUCUGGAGUCUGUGCAUGUGGCCCUGAACCCACUACUGGAAUUCACAGAUUCACUUUCUGGAGAGUGUUACGUGAGUGUGUCCUACCUCAAGCCGAUGCUUCACCUUUUCAGAACACAGAUUCUGAAACCAUCUGAGGUUGAAACACAACUUACAAAAGACCUUAAGAUGACAGUCAUGACAUACCUUGAUGAAAAGUACAAUGACCAGAUUACAAAUGAACUGCUUGAUGUUGCAACCCUGCUAGAUCCGCGCUUCAAAGUACAAUACAUUAAUGCAGAACACGUUGAUGCCAUCAAAAUGAGAGCAGUGUAUGAGAUGUUGGGGCAAAUUGAGCACCCAUCCACUUCAGCUGGAACGGAGGAAACAGAAGAUGGUGGAGCUGCUGCAGUACUACCAACCCAGAAGAAACAGAGAAAGUCACUGGGCAGUUUCUUUAAGAAAUCCCACCCCACCAGCACAGGGCUCACUGAGAAAGAGACAGUUGAAAAGGAGCUUGAAAAGUACUUGCUGGCACCUGAUGCAGACAGUGAAAUGGACCCACUUGAGUGGUGGAAAAUCAACAACAGAAGCUUCCCAAGAGUUAGCUGCCUGGCAAAGCGCUACCUGUGCAUCCCCGCAACCAGCAGCCCCUCUGAGAGGGUAUUUAGUACAGGGGGUAAUAUUGUGACUUGCCACAGGGCCGCUUUAAAGCCUGAAGCAGUGGAUAGACUUGUCUUCCUGUCCCACAACCUGUAG